AAAAAUAAACCCAAGAAGAGAUCUAAGGAAUAUUGAACAAUGGUUUCAGGCAUCGGUACACCAUGAGCAGACUGGCGAUAAAGGAUUUGACUCGCAAGAUCACCGGGCGGAUCAACAGGUCGCAAGCGUAAGGCGCAUCAGGAGCUAGCAGGGAGGGAUGCAUCUGUCUGUUCUUUUAUUCCUCCUCUUGUGGGCGCAAGCCCUGACUUUAAAAAACUUGAACUAUUCCAUACCUGAGGAAAAAAUUCAGGGUGUGAUCGGAAACAUAGCCAAAGAUGCAGGGCUCGAGCUGGGCGAGCAGGGCAAAAAAUCCAACUUCAGGGUACUGGAGAACUCGGCUCCGCACCUCAUCGACGUGGACCCUGAGAGCGGCCUGCUUUACACCAAGCAGAGGAUUGACAGGGAAACACUGUGUAAAAGGAACCUUAAGUGCCAGUUAUCAAUGGAAGUCUUUGCCAAUGACAAGGAGAUCUGCAUGAUCAAAGUUGACAUCCAGGACAUAAAUGACAAUGCGCCCAGCUUUCUUUCAGAUCAGAUUGACAUUGAUAUUUCAGAGAACGCUGCCCCAGGUACACGCUUUCCUCUUGCAGCUGCCUAUGACCCUGACACUAGGGAAAAUGGCCUAAAAACUUAUCAAAUCACAAGAGAUGAUUACAGCAUAUUUUCUCUGGACGUUAAAUCCAGAGGGGACGGAACAAAAUUUCCAGAACUGGUCGUCCAGAGGUCUUUAGAUAGAGAGGAACGUAGCCAUCAUACCCUAAUCAUUACUGCCACAGACGGAGGAGAAUAUCCGAAGUCAGGCACAAUGCAAAUUAACGUUAAAGUCAUUGAUUCGAAUGAUAACAGCCCUGUUUUUGAGCAGCCCUCCUAUGUUGUUGAGAUUCCAGAGAACUCUCCUUUGGGCACAGUCUUGAUAGAUUUAAAUGCUACUGACCCUGAUGAGGGAGUUAAUGGGCAGGUUACCUACUCUCUAAGCUUCUACGGCUCAGACAGAAUUAAAGAGCUGUUCUCAAUAGACCCCAAAACAGGGGUCAUAAAGAUUCAGGGUAAAAUUGACUAUGAGGAAAACGCAAUUAUAGAAAUUGAUGUGCAGGCAAAAGAUCAAGGCCCAAACCCAAUUCCCGGCCAUUGUAAAGUCACCGUUAAAGUGCUUGACAGGAAUGACAAUUGGCCAACAAUAGGAUUUGUGGCAGUUAGGCAGGGGGCCGUUAGUGAAGCAGCUUCCCCAGGGACAGUCAUUGCUUUGGUGAGAGUGACUGACAAGGACUCAGGACGCAAUGGGCAACUCCAGUGUAGGAUUUUAGGCAACGUGCCAUUUAGGCUUGAGGAGAACUCUGAUAAUUUCUACACAGUGGUCACAGACAGGCUGCUGGAUCGAGAAGUAAAGGAUGAAUACAACAUUACCAUCAUGGCCAAAGACAACGGCAACCCUCCGCUAAACUCCACAAAGUCUUUUACCGUAAAAAUUUUAGACGAGAAUGACAAUGCACCUCGAUUCACAAAAAUGGUGUAUCUGCUACAGGUACCUGAAAACAACAUCCCUGGAGAAUAUCUUGGCUCGGUUUUGGCUCACGACCCUGAUUUGGGGCAAAAUGGCACUGUUUCAUAUUCUCUUCUUCCAUCUAACGUGAGUGAGGAAUCCAUCACGACGUACGUCAAUAUUAAACCGACCGAUGGAGCUAUUUAUGCGCUGAGGAGUUUUAAUUAUGAGCAGACCAAGUAUUUUGACUUUAAGGUUCAGGCUAAAGAUUCUGGUAACCCCCACCUAGAGAGCAACACUACGGUUCGCGUGAGUGUUUUGGAUGUCAAUGAUAACAUUCCAGUCAUCGUACUUCCGCUACUUCAAAACGACACGGCUGAGAUCUAUGUCCCUCGCAAUGUUGGCGUUGGACAUGUGAUCACCAUGGUCAGAGCGGUGGACAAUGACUUUGGCGAAAGCGGCCGUUUGACUUACGAGAUCACAGAUGGCAAUGAGGAACACUUGUUUGAGAUUGACUCCGUUACUGGAGAGAUUCGGACUGCCCAGCCGCUUUGGGAGGAGGUUUCCCCUGUGGUGGAGCUUAUCAUCAAAGUGAUGGAUCAUGGAAAGCCAACACUCUCAGCCAUGGCUAAACUUGUUGUGAAGGCCUACUCAGGACCUCUUCCAGAGGGCGAACCGCGAAUCAACGCUGAACACCACAGCUGGGACGUGUCCUUACCGCUGAUUGUCACUCUCAGCAUCAUCUCUAUUAUGUUGCUGGCCGCCAUGAUCGCCGUCGCCGUCAAGUGCAAGCGGGAAAACAAGGAGAUCCGUACCUACAACUGCCGCAUCGCAGAGUACUCACAUCCCCAACUGGGUAAGAGCAAGAAAAAGAAGAUAAACAAGAAUGACAUCAUGCUUGUGCAGAGUGAGGUGGAGGAACGUGACACUAUGAACGUGAUGAACGUUGUAAGCAGCCCCUCGCUGGCCACCUCACCCAUGUACUUCGACUACCAAACGCGCCUCCCUCUCAGCUCACCCAGGUCCGAGGUCAUGUACCUUAAACCGUCGGCCAAUAACCUCAGCGUCCCUCAAGGACACGUAGGCUGCCAUACCAGUUUCACAGGGCCCGUGACUAGCACUACGGAGACGCCGGUUAACAGGAUGUCGAUAAUUCAGACCGACAACUUCUCCGCCGAGCCCAAUUACAUGGGGAGCAGGCAGCAGUUUGUUCAAAGCAGUUCGACGUUUAAGGACCCGGAGCGGGUGAGUCUGAGGGACAGCGGGCACGGAGACAGCGACCAAGCCGACAGCGAUCAGGACACCAAUAAGGGGUCGUGCUGUGACAUGUCUGCCAAGGAGGCACUCAAGAUGAAAGCCACGGGUCUUAAGCCUCAGCCCCUUGAACAGGAAGAAGACUGCAUAAACUGCACAGAUGAAUGCCGGGUGCUGGGUCACUCAGAUCGCUGCUGGAUGCCCCAGUUCCCAACAGUGGGCAUGGCACAGGCUGAGGGUCUGGACUACCGAACCAAUCUGUUUGUUCCUGCAGGCAUGGAAGCUGUUGCUGCUGAACCAGAAAGCUAUGAGGCCACGGGCUGCGUCAGCGGCAAAAAGACCUUCUGCACGUUCGGCAAGGAGCGUCGCGAACACGCCGUCCUUGUGGCAAAUGUCAAGCCCUAUCUGAAAGGCAAGCGAGCGCUCAGCCCGCUGCUCCAGGAGGUCCCGUCAGCCUCGUGUAGUCCUACCAAGGGCACCAAAGGCGUCGCUGACGGGGCUGAGGGCAACCCCAGCACCAGCCAUUACGAAGGGCCGAACGGACUUUACACUUCACCAGGAAAGCAAAGCAGAGAGCAGGGCUAUUGCUCACAAGCCACGUCGGAUCCCGUCGCCAAAGUGCUGUUAGAGGCACGUUCACGAAUCAGCCAGGAGACGGCUAACGAGCCAGAUGGGGCGCUGGAUCAUGGAGUGGGGGAGCCAAGCCGAGGCGGCAUGGAUGCCGAACAGGUGGUCAGAGACAUAGAUAAACUGCUGCAGGACUGCCGAGGCAGUGAAACUACAGCGGUGAGAAAGUGAACCUCUCCAGACUGAUACUGGGUCAAAAAAAGACUUGGAGACUCUCUAUAGGAGAGUGAGGUGCCCAUGGUUGGUGAAAUAAAACAAAAAGGACUUUAAUAAACUGAAAAAUAAAAAUAAACACAAGCCAGAAUUUCUGGAUAUGCCAGAUCAUCUGGAUGCCAUGUUGUGUGUUUGGGAAAAGGAGGAUCCUUCAUGAGGAGCAGAAGUUGUCUUUCUAGCAAGCUUUUAAGAUUUUUCUUCAAGUGCCCACCAGCUCAAAACUUUAAUUCUGACUCAGACACAUUCAGCCUCUCUGUCCUAGCUUGGCCUGGGAGGACACUGAUUCUGACAAUCGCAGUUAAAAUAACACGUCGAACAUGCGGUUGGACCUCUGAAACACUUCUUUUUUUCUGACUUUGUAAUAUCAGUGUAAGAAGUGCAGAAUAAUCUCUGAUAUCUCUGAUCUACCGGGAAAGGGGAGGAGGGCGCUAAGCGGGGGUGCUUAAUUAAGAAACGUACCCAUUUCUUCACUGGCAGAUUCAUUUGAAUUCAUAUGUGUAAGCUGUGUUUCCUCUUACCAUGUAUAUGUGUACAGUAUAUGGUACAUUCCAGAUUGGUGAAACUGUUACUCUUUCACUCAUUGGUCCUUUGUGUGAACACUGUCUUUAAUUGUCUUCUACUCGUCACUUCCUUUAAGGUGACUUUCCAUGUGUCUUACAUUAAAUUAAGGCAAUCACAAUUGUGUAUAUUAGGGACGUAUUUCCUCAACUGUGAAAAAAUAUCUAUAAAAUAUAGAUAAAUCUAUAUAUAUACAUAUAUGAACUUAUGUAUAGUGUCCAAAUAUUAACAAAAAUAUUUAUACCUUUUCUAAAAAAAAAAAGAAAUCAGAAAAAUGCAGAGGCUGAAGUUAAAAUGCCGUUGAUGAAAAUAUUUAUUACACUUAAAAGGACACUGCUUUGAAUUAAAGAAAAAGAACAUCAAAAAAUAAGAGAAAAAAAAGGAAAUGUCCCUUCACAUGUCACUCAAUCGCAAUCAUUUAAUGUGCAAAAUGUAUCUAAUUAAUGUGUUUACAUCGAAAUGACAUUUUUAAUGAUUUUUUUGUUUGUUUUCUUCUUAAAUCUUUGUGCAUAUGAGCCAAAUUGUUACGUGUACAAGAGCUAUAUUGUGUAUUUUAUUAAAUUAAUAUAUUGUUGUGUUGCAAUAUACAUGGGCUUAUAUUGUAUUUGGCAACUGUUGCCUUAGUAGCCGUCGAACUCUGUGAGUUUUCUUUGCUGUCGGGUUCGUUUCCUUCGUCGUCUUUUCUCUGUCUGUGCUCCUACGAGCAAACCGGCUACCUAGCGGGGCUUCUUUUUUAAAAACAUACCUGUUCAAACAAAUAUCUUUGCGUUAACAUGUUUAAAGCUUGUUAAGCCAGAGCGUUUCUAUCAGAACUAAAGUAAACAUCCAGUCGAAGUAUGUUUUUGCAGUGCAGAGAAUUCACAGGCAGCUGUUUUUAAUUGUGACAUUUUCAUUUUGUUUCAGUCUAAUCGAUCUAAUUUAAACCUGCCGUUCAAACUGCAGCGUAAAGUCUCUGGCUAACGUUUUGUAAUACUGCCUUACCAUUCAGAAACUCGUGUCGUGCACCUGACUGCGACGAGGAGAGAGGUGGUUCUUUAGAAAGAAUGUGCUGUUUCCUUUUGUACAUACAAACUUUUCCAGCGGUCGGUUUAUAAAUGUCUGUUUUUAUUAUCGUGAGUAAAUGCAAAGU
This is a messenger RNA of Trichomycterus rosablanca, 5261 nucleotides long. RefSeq names its product protocadherin 17 (gene pcdh17). Gene Ontology annotation, molecular function: calcium ion binding. NCBI's taxonomy places the organism in Eukaryota, Metazoa, Chordata, Actinopteri, Siluriformes, Trichomycteridae. Gene Ontology annotation, biological process: homophilic cell-cell adhesion. Bases 158 to 3532 code for a protein of 1124 amino acids. The record is from RefSeq and is a predicted model, not a curated record. The transcript has 4 exons. Gene Ontology annotation, cellular component: plasma membrane.